AUGAGUGAGGCCGAGUGCCCGUGGGCCUGGAGCAUCCCCAAGGACAAGGCCGCCCCCAUCAUCUUCCAAUGGCUGGAGAACGCCAUGGAGCCCCGCGAGGGGGCCACGGUACCCAAGCGUGAGGUGCACGCCCACUACGUCGCCUUCUGCAAGGACAACCGCAUUCAGCCUACCACGUCUUCGGCCUUUGGCAAGCUCCUCCUCUCGGUGUUCCCGCAUGUCUCCUCGCGCCGCAUAGGUAAGCGCGGGGAUGCCGAGAAUCACUACACCAACAUCACCUGGCGCUCCACAACCACCACGGCCACGACGUCGCGCGGUGGUGCCGCGGCAGCCCAUCGGAAGCGCCCCCGGGAGGGACUAGUCCUCGUCGAGGCAACCAACCCAUCACGCACUCAGCCGACCUCGUGGGUGGCGAGCCAAGCGAUGAGAUUCACGGAGACCUACCGCAACGAGUACUGGGUGGCCACCCCGCUCAACCCGGCCGCUCUCGACAGCAGCAACGUACUGCACCUGAUGUGCACUUCCGAGGGCGACAAAGAGCGCUCGCCCCUGUCCUUCAACGUGCUCUUCGCCUCCUCCAUGGGAGCGCUCCUGCAGGGCCAGAUGGACGUGGCCCGCGAUUUCUACGAGAAGGCGCGGGACCAUCUUGGGGACAUCUUCGACGUGGCCGACUACAGCGUGGCCCAGGCACUCGAGCGUAUACCCGCCCUCACGCGCUUCUUCUGCGAAUCCCCCGAAGAGGCACACAGGUUGUCGACGUACUACAUCACGCUGUCGAUGCAGAUGUGCCGCUCGCUGGGGGCCGUCAAUUCGUUCACCUACCUCCAGUGCCUGUUGACCUCCACGUGGUACUCGGCCGUCGAUGGCCAGGAGUUCGAGGCCCUCGGCCAGCACCCCUACUACUCCGGCCUCGACAGGUCGCCGCAGUACCUGGCCGAGAAGUUCCACCUGCCCUUCGUGGCCCAGAAGAAGCUCGUCGUGUGCUUCCACUGCGUGGGCGUGCUCAUGAAGUCCAUCUACCAGUACCGAGCGGGGUGCACCCCGGACCGAUAUCAGUUCGACCUCAGCGACCACCGGCUUCUCCACGUCGUCGCCGCCGCCGCCGCCGCCGCCGAGGAGGAGUCCUCCUCGUCAGCGUGCGCAUCGCGUGAGUCCCGCAGCAGCACCCGCACCAACCCGCUCUCCAUCCACAACCUCCUCACGGCCGACCAGGAACCCAGACAGGACCACUCCGACUUCGAAGCCGAAAGAGAAGCAGAAAGGGCACGGCCGCCCGUCCGCGCCGCCGCCUUGGGCAGGCUCCAGUCGCCCCGCAACUUGCGCAUGCCCAGCUAUCCGUUCGCAUCGGCGGUCCUACAGAGCGCCGCCGACCUCGAGGUCCUCCUCCCCGUGCUCGACAACGCCAGCGCCGCUCUCGGCGAGCUCCGCCAGCAGGGCUUCGCCUCUGCUAACCUGCACGCCCUCGGCAUCUUCCACUUUGAGAGCCUACGCGCCGAGGUGUUUUGGUGCCAGGGUCGGCGGGAGGAGGCGCUGGAGGUGGCGUGGACGUGCGUGGGGCUGCUCGAGGAGAGGCCCAUUUUCGACCACUUCACGUCGCAGCCGGUGGUCGAGAUGGUGCUCAACGUGCUGGUCCAGAUGCACGCCUGGGACGGCGUGGCGCGAGUGCUGGCCCGCGUCUCGCCCUUCUUCUCGCGAUCGGCCCCGUGGCGGGGCGUGCGCGACAAGUACACCGCCCGCAUGCGCCACCUGCGCGCCUUCCUCGCAGCCACCUCUCCGCGACCACCCGCCGCGGUGCCACCAGCAUCAGCCGCAGCACACGAGGCCGGCAACAACGACGACCACGACGACGACCAACCAGCUAGUGCUGCUGGAGGGCCAGCGGCCAUGCGGCUGGAGAACAUCCUGUGCGGCCCGUCGUCUGGGAGCUGA
Molecule: messenger RNA, 1929 nt
Organism: Acanthamoeba castellanii str. Neff
Lineage: Eukaryota; Discosea; Longamoebia; Acanthamoebidae
Product: RFX DNAbinding domain containing protein
Exons: 12
Coding region: 1-1929 (642 amino acids)
Biological process (GO): regulation of transcription by RNA polymerase II
Molecular function (GO): RNA polymerase II cis-regulatory region sequence-specific DNA binding; DNA-binding transcription factor activity, RNA polymerase II-specific
Source: RefSeq, a predicted model, not a curated record